Molecule: messenger RNA, 1480 nt
Organism: Arachis duranensis
Lineage: Eukaryota; Viridiplantae; Streptophyta; Magnoliopsida; Fabales; Fabaceae
Exons: 4
Coding region: 19-1308 (429 amino acids)
Source: RefSeq, a predicted model, not a curated record
GAGGCAAAGUGUUAACAUAUGGAUUUUUUGAAGAUCAAAAAGUUCAGAAAAUCUCAGAAAGCAGAUGGAGGAAAGGAUCUGGUGAACAAGGACGUGCUAGAGCCUGAGGAACCUAAACCUAACUCUGGCGGUCCUGACCAGUGUAAACCUGUGAAUGCAGAUCCUGUGGCGGAAACUGAGGAUGAUGAUGAUUUUAUUACAAAUGAAGUAAAGAGAAGGCUGAAAGAGUUGAGAAGAAACAGUUUUAUGGUGUUGAUUCCAGAAGAAGAUUCGUGCCCUGAGGAAGGGGAGGAUGAAGAGGACGAAGGAGAGACAAGCUCCAAUGACUGGAGAGAUGUGGAAGCAGAGGGUCAGCAAUGGUGGCGUGGCUUUGAUGCUGUAUAUGAACAGUACUGCGAAAGAAUGCUGUUCUUCGAUCGGAUGAGCACACAGCAGCUUAAUGAAGUUGGCAAAGGUCCACAGUAUCCUUCAACUCCAUCACCAAGAUCUGCAUCAAGGAAGUUGGCAUCUCCCCUUCGUUGUCUUUCCUUAAAAAAAUUUGAAGGUCCUGAUGAUGAGACUGAACAUCUUCAGCAGCCAGAACAUGAUCCCUACCAGGAUAUUGAAACAGCAUAUGUUGGUCAAAUGUGCUUAACUUGGGAGGCACUCCACUGCCAAUUCUCUCAUUUGAGUCACAAGAUAUCUUGGCAACCUGAAAAUCCUACGUGUUACAAUCACAGUGCUCAGCAGUUUCAACAGUUCCAAGUUCUAUUACAAAGGUUUAUUGAAAAUGAGCCGUUUGAGCAGGGCCUCCGGGCCGAAAUUUAUGCUCGAACUCGGAACACUUUGCCUAAACUUCUUCAGGUUCCUAAUAUACAAGGAUCAGAACAUGAAUCCAUAGAUGAAUCAGACUCGAGAGUUCUGGCUCCUGAUCUUGUGAAGAUAAUUGAAAGCUCUAUCCUAACAUUCCACCAGUUCCUGAAGAGGGACAAGAAAAAGUCAGGCGGGGUCAUCAACCUCUUUGGAAAUCAGAGCCAGCUUGCAACUCCUCUACACCAGGUUCAGUCUACUCUUGAGAAGAAAGUGUUGAAGCUGAAGGAAGUGCGUAGAAAGAAGAAAGGGUGGAAAAAGAAUAGUUGGCCGGAGAAGCAUGAGGACAUUCAGCUGUUGCUUGGGCUGAUCGACGUGAAAAUCCUGUCGAGGGUUCUGAGAAUGACGAGGAUGAGCAGAGAACAACUGUUUUGGUGUGAGGAGAAGAUAAAGAAACUGGAUUUUUUAUCAAAUGGUAGGUUAGAGAGGGAUCCGUGUCCAAGCCUCUUCCCUUGCUAGUAAUAGUAAUGGAGACUCUCAUGUAUUAAUUCAUGUAUGUACCAAACCAUUGUUCUGCUAAAAUUGUGAGUAUUGUGUGACAUUUGGUAUAACAUAGUCUUCUUGUUAAGGAGGAUUUCGUCAUUCUUGUUGCUCCUUAGACUUAAUUCAAUCUUACCAUUUUCACUUACAA